This is a messenger RNA of Cricetulus griseus (Chinese hamster), 3747 nucleotides long. NCBI's taxonomy places the organism in Eukaryota, Metazoa, Chordata, Mammalia, Rodentia, Cricetidae. The record is from RefSeq and is a predicted model, not a curated record.
AGGAACUGCAGAUGAUAUUUGACUGGCUAGAUGUGGAGAACAGGGGCCGCCUGUCGCUGGACGAAUUCAGCUCUGGACUCAAAAGUGUCUUUGGCUCCAGCCCCAGCACCCGCAGGCUCCGCAGAAAGCGGCUGGUGCUCUCCCAACCGGUAUCUGUGACCUUCAAGUUGCCUGCCCUCGAGGAGGCUGAUGCCGAGGAGAAGGAGGCCUUCCUGGCUCUUGUAGGGCAGAUGGGGACUGACCACUCCCUUUCUGAGCAGGCUGAGCUCUGGAAACUGUGGGGGGAACUGCGGCAGGAGGAGCCCCAGCUGGCAGGCAAUCUGGAGGGCUUCCUGGCUAAGAUGAGCAGUCGCCUGCAGGAGGCUCGGGCUGACCGGGAGGCACUGGAGUGGACACUGAGGAAGCGACACUCUGACCAUCUCCACAAGGUGAGACAGCUCUAUGAGGAGACAGAGGAGCAGAUCCGCAGGGAGAAGCAGCAGUUGCAGGCCCAGAGCGACUCCCGGGGCAUGGCCCUCAGCACCCACAUGCAGGAGGCUCUGAAGGCCAAGGAGCAAGAGGUUCAGCGGCUGGCAGAGGGCCAGAGAGAGCUGGAGGUACAGCUCCUCCACCUCAGCAGCAGCCAGCAGGAGGCCAGCCGGGAGAACCUGCAGCUUCGGGAGGCUGAGCGCGACCUGGCUGGGCAGCUAGAAGAGGUGCGGGGACAGCUGCAGGUCACAAGGGGACAUCUGAACACUGCCAGGGGCCGAGUGUCCUGGCAGGUAGAGGAAGAACCAAGUGUCCCCAGAGAAAAUAAGACGGCCCCAGACCUUCAGGCUGUCCCCACUGAGGAGGCCCCACUGCCUGAGCUGUUUGGGGACAAUGACGACUGGGACCAGCUUCUGAACAGCUUUGGAGACCGGUCCCACCAAGCCCUGCAGCUCUGCUGGAGCCCACCCCCAACCCCGACUAGCACCUCAGGCCCCCAGACUCCCCGAAUUGUUAGGCAGAUCUCCAUUUCCAAUAUAGGGGCUUUACAGUUUGCUCAGGAGCCAGCCUCAGAUCCAGACCCAGGCCCAGGAAGCCCCGCCCGGGUGCCUCCCAGUGUCAAAGAUAGGAAUGGAGUGGAGGGGCAGGUUGGACAGGGUGGCAGUUCUAAGCAGCCUGUGGUCACCCCUGACCUGGAAGCUAGACCCAAGUCCCCCUUCCUCUGGAGCUUGCCAGGAGCCCAGGUUGGGGAGUCCGGGAGUGUGGAGUCGGCAGCUUUCAGAGUGCGGCUGGCUUCUGAAGCUGAGCCUCCUCCUCAGGGCCUCUCUCCUCCUCCUCAGUCCCCACCUGGGUCCAGAAAAGAGUCCCAGGCCCUAAAUCUGAGUGACAAGAGCCUCUGGCCUGGACCUGAUCCAGCCAAGCUGCCUAUGGAAAGAGAGGUCCUGACGAAGGACCCGAAGCUGGGCUUACAGUCCCAGGGAGCCAUGACCCUCCCCGAGGGGGCCACAGAGCCCUGUCCAAGCCUGGAGCCUGUGGAUUUGGGGGACUCCACUAACUGCCAGGUACCCACAGAGAUGCCAGUGGAGGGUGAGGCACAGCUGACUAGACAGGAGAGUCAGCCUAGGGGUUUCCAAGAAGCCCAUGGCCAGGUCCUCAGGCUGGACAGCCUGUCUACCCACCUCCUCCAGAGUCCUGAAGAGCAGCACAGGCCUGUGGAAGGAAACUCAGGAGAGAGAGGCCAGGGGGACGUGGGGUCAGAACAGGCCCAUGAGGCUCAUGGCCUGGAAGCCAGGAACCCAGAGUCACCCCAGCAAGAUGAUCCCCUGCCUGACAUAUCACAGGCUCCUGCUCCUAGUAAAAUGUCUCCUCUUAGAGGCUCUCCCCUUAUGGGGCCUGAGGCUGGGCUUGCAGUAAGAGCCCCAGAGACCACACAAGCCCUCCUCACCUUGGCUGAACCGGAAGCCCAGCCCAGGCCCAUGUCCAUGCCUGUUCAGGUGGAGAGAAAGCCUGGCACCCCUCAGCCCAUGGAACCAGGGGCAGAGAGCAGGCCGGAGGACCCAGGAACAGACUCGGGGGAGGCUGAACUGACUUCCCUUGGGGACCUCACUGCUGGCAAGCCUCAGGCUGACCCCGACUACCUCUACCAUGUCAUCUUCUUGGGGGACUCCAAUGUGGGCAAGACCUCAUUUCUACACCUGUUGCAUCAUGAUGCCUUUGCCACUGGGCUGACAGCCACCGUAGGAGUGGAUUUUCGUGUCAAAACCCUGAUGGUAGACAACAAAACCUUCGCACUGCAGCUGUGGGACACAGCUGGACAAGAGAGGUACCACAGCCUCACACGACAGCUGCUACGAAAGGCGGAGGGAGUGGUGCUCAUGUAUGAUGUCACUUCCCGAGAGAGCUUCACCCAUGUGCGCUACUGGCUGGACUGUCUGCAGGAUGCAGGUGCAGACAUGGUGGCCAUGGUCCUUCUGGGAAACAAGAUGGACUGCGAGGAGGAGAGGCAAGUGCCCACCGAAGCCGGGAGAAGACUGGCUCAGGAGCUGGGGGUCUCCUUUGGUGAGUGCAGCGCUGUCCUGGGUCACAACAUCCUGGAGCCCCUGAUGAACCUGGCUCGGUCACUUAAGAUGCAGGAGGAUCGCCUGAAGGCCUCGAUGGUGGAAGUGACCCACCAGCAGCCACCCAAGAGAGCCGGCUGCUGCCGAUGAUCACCAGUCUGGUCCCAUCACCGACUGUCCCUUCCUCUGAUUUCCAUUCUGCUUCCUGGACACAGCCCUGGCAGAGAAGCCCUGCAGGAGACAGUGUCACCUCUACUCCACCAAGCAAACAUGGCUGGAGUGGGUGGCAGGACAAGUCUAGAAACUCCAUCCAAGGAAAGUAUCCCCAGAUCUUUCAUUCACCUGGUGACAAGACACCAGGGUAUUCUAGUUUCAUUUCUGCUGCAACAAAUACUGACCAAAAGCAGCUCAGAGGAGGAGAGGGGUUCUUUUGGCUUAUGCUUCCAGGUCACUGUCCAUCAUUGACAGAAGUCAGGGCAGGAACUGAAGUGGAAACCGUGGAGGAACACCGCUUGCUGGCUCACACACUGCCUAAUGCUUAGCCGGCUUUUAUAUACACCCCAGGCCCACCUGCCUAGGGAAUGGUGCUGCCCACAGUGGACUGAGCCCUCCUGAAUCAAUCAUCAAGCAAGACUGCACCCCACAGACAGGCCCACCGUGGGCCAGCCUGGCAAAUGCCAUUCUUCAUUUCAAUUUCCCUCUUUCCUGGUGACUCUAGAUUGUGUUACAUUGAUCAUAAAAACUAACUGGGACACAGGACACACAUGGGGAUGCUAUUUUCCUUUUGAGUAGUUUUGAAUUUUCUUCAGUGCUUAGGGAUGCCUUGUACAGUCGGAAUCUGAUCUGGAAGAGGAAGUAAACCUUGCAGAGAAUCUGGUGCCAACUCUGAAUUCACACUUUCUGUCAGUUCCCACUACUCCUGUGUCUGCCUCGGUUUCCCCUCUCAGAGGCAGGUUUCUUCCUUGCAGAAUCCAAUCCUGAGACCAGUGUCAUCCUGACAGCCCUGAUAUGCCCUGAGCUCUCUGCCACUCCCAUGGAGGGUUGCACCGGGAUCCUGCUUCUUCCCCUGCAGCUUGGGGUCUUCAGUGGCCACUGGAUGCCUAUGAUUAGUGGGGUGUGGACUGCAGCUUGGAAACUUGGUGGAACGCUGGUUCCAGGGUCUGGUGGGUCAGGGAUGACCUCUGAGUUGGGGCAUCUCUGCCCAGCUCUGCAGUUGUGUGAG